Erinaceus europaeus (western European hedgehog) is the source of this 2408-nucleotide messenger RNA. RefSeq lists its product as uncharacterized. The record is from RefSeq and is a predicted model, not a curated record. The transcript has 16 exons. Lineage: Eukaryota; Metazoa; Chordata; Mammalia; Eulipotyphla; Erinaceidae. The coding region runs from base 22 to 2139 and encodes 705 amino acids.
UGUUCUGUGUAAACCCGUGCCAUGCCGCCCGCCCUGGCUGCCUUGCUCUGGGUCCUUGGGCUGUGUCUGAGCCAGAAGACCAGCACCCAAAUGGAGCCCCUUCCCACACCGCUGCUGGCGGCCAGGCCCAGCUCCAUGGUGCCCCAGGGGCGGCCGGUUAUGCUCCGGUGCCAGGGUGCCACCCAGGCCCUCGAGUACCAGCUGCACUUUGGGGGCCAGCUGUUGGCGUCCAGGAGGCCUGAGCCGCGGGGCAGGAGGGACCGAAUGGAUUUCCUCGUGCCAGCCAUGACCUUGCACACUGCCGGCCGCUACCGCUGCUGCUACCGUGGCCCUGAGCAAUGGUCAGAGCCCAGCAACAUCCUGGAGCUGGUGGUGACAGAACUGUAUGACACCCCCCGCCUCUCUGUGCAUCCUGGGCCGCGGGUGACGCCGGGAGAGGACGUGACCUUCUACUGCCACCUGGAGGCGGCUACCAGCAAGUUUUUUCUGGUCAAGAAGGGUCAGGGCAGCAAGCCCCAGAGCAGACACGGCGCCGGUCAGGUGGCCUUCGCCCUGGGCCCGGUGACCACGGCUCACAGGGGCACCUACAGGUGCUUUGGCUCCUACAACGACUACGCCUGGUCUUUCCCCAGUGAGCCUCUCAGGCUCCUGGUCAUAGACGGCCUUGAGAACAGCAGCUCAGCCCCGGCAGACACCAGCUCUCCUGAUGCCUGGGACGCCUACCUGUCAGUCACAGAGCCCGGAUUCCAGGAUGGUAGGAAACCCCGGCCUCUGGGACCUCUCGACCCAGAACCUCCUGCGGGCUGGCCUGGUCGUCCUGGUGCUGCUGACCGUCGUGGUGCUCCUGGUGGAAGACUGGCACAGCCACAGGCCAGCUCCGGGGGAGACCGGGAGGGCUUCUCGCUGGAGAAGGUUCUGGACCAGCAGUCAGAGGAGGCGGAACUGAGAGCGGAACUUGGCCUUGGUCUGGGGUGGGAGAAGGAAGCCAGGCUGCCCGACAAUACAGGGGCCGGGCUGUAUCCACACUUGGAGCAUAUUCUCAGCAAUGGUCCUGGAGUUGCCACACUAAGCUUCACAGAAUCCGCAGCCUGGGCUCCUUCUGCGGAGAACCGAGUGCGCCUGGGCCUGGCCGGCCUCGUCCUCCUGGUGCUGGGGGUCCUGCUGGCCGAGGACUGGGACCCCCAUCCUAGUCCUUCACCGAGACCCCCGUGUUCCUGGUUUCUGGAGGGACCCUUCCAGAUUCUGGGGGUUGGCCAGGGCACACAGGGGCUGGGGAUCAUGGCUGGGCUGCUGCCCACGCUGCUCUGUCUGGGGUGGUGUGUUGGGUGGAGAGUUCAGGCACUGACGGAAUUCGGCCCCCGACCUCGCAUCAUGGCUGGGCCGACAUCCUUGGUUCUGCGAGGGCAGUCUGUGAUCAUUCUGUGCCAAGGGCCCAGGAUAGUGCUGGGCGAGAAAGUUUACAGGAUUGACAGAGACGGUUGCCCUGUGGCCGGGGACACAGAGUUGCUGAGGGUGGCCAGUUACGGCGUCUCUCUCCACAUCACAAACAUGACCGCAGCCUACGCGGGGCUGUACACCUGCUCCUACCAGGUGGGGGACAGCUGGUCCCUGCCCAGCCUCCCCCUGGCCCUGUUCAUGGCUGGAGCCUACGACAAGCCCUCGCUCUCCAGCCUUGAGGGCUCUACAGCCAUUUCCACAGCUUUUGGCACUGACGUGAAGCUGCGCUGCUUCUCCAGAACCAGGUUUGAUGUGUUCAUCCUCGUCAGAAACUAUGAGAAGGACACCGUGCAGAACCAGAGUUGUGACCCCCAGGAUGCCCAUCAGGCCAUCUUCUCCCUGGACCAUGUCACUUUCCUGCAAGCUGGGACCUACAGAUGCUUUGGCGCCCUCCGAGAACAGCCUUACGUGUGGUCCUACUCCAGCGACCCACUGCAGCUGGAGGUCACAGAAAACCCAACUACAACACCCCUGCCCCCCGAUCGGGAGGAGAAAGGAGAGUCCGCAGCCUGGGCUCCUUCUGCCAAGAACCGAGUGCGCCUGGGCCUGGCCGGCCUCAUCCUCCUGGUGCUGGGGGUCCUGCUGGCCGAGGCCUGGUGCAGCCACCACAGGACCUGCCCUGCACCCAGAGGAUCCUCCUGAGCUCAGACCAGCCAUAGAGCCACUGUCAGCAUCUCAGGACUGGGACCUGGGGUGGCCAUGAAGCCUGGUCUGGUUAGUCUCCAUCAGAUAGUGGGGAGUGGGGGUAACGAGUGCUUCCUUCCCAGUCUACAGCAGCCCCCAUGGUCACUCAGUCACUGCUUCCAUAGAAGAUUCUCCUGCCUGAGGCUCAGAGGUCCCAGGUUCAAUCCCCAGCACCACCAUCAGCCAGAGCUGAGCAGGGCUCUGAUCUCUCCUUCUACCUUUCUCUC